Molecule: messenger RNA, 1344 nt
Organism: Pyricularia pennisetigena
Lineage: Eukaryota; Fungi; Ascomycota; Sordariomycetes; Magnaporthales; Pyriculariaceae
Exons: 7
Coding region: 1-1344 (447 amino acids)
Biological process (GO): microtubule cytoskeleton organization; mitotic cell cycle
Cellular component (GO): cytoplasm; microtubule
Molecular function (GO): GTP binding; GTPase activity; structural constituent of cytoskeleton
Source: RefSeq, a predicted model, not a curated record
AUGCGUGAAAUUGUUCACCUUCAGACCGGCCAAUGCGGCAACCAAAUUGGUGCUGCUUUCUGGCAGACUAUUUCUAGCGAGCACGGUCUCGACAGCAAUGGCGUUUACAACGGCACCUCCGAGCUCCAGCUGGAGCGCAUGAGCGUGUACUUCAACGAGGCCUCGGGCAACAAGCAUGUUCCCCGUGCUGUCCUCGUCGAUCUCGAGCCCGGCACCAUGGACGCCGUCCGUGCCGGUCCUUUCGGCCAGCUUUUCCGUCCCGACAACUUCGUCUUCGGCCAGUCUGGUGCUGGAAACAACUGGGCCAAGGGUCACUACACUGAGGGUGCCGAGCUUGUCGACCAGGUCCUUGACGUCGUCCGUCGUGAGGCUGAGGGCUGCGACUGCCUUCAGGGUUUCCAGAUCACCCACUCGCUGGGUGGUGGUACCGGUGCUGGUAUGGGUACUCUGCUGAUCUCCAAGAUUCGCGAGGAGUUCCCCGACCGUAUGAUGGCCACCUUCUCGGUCGUGCCCUCGCCCAAGGUCUCCGACACCGUCGUUGAGCCCUACAACGCCACUCUCUCGGUCCACCAGCUGGUCGAGAACUCGGACGAGACCUUCUGCAUUGACAACGAGGCUCUGUACGACAUUUGCAUGCGCACCCUGAAGCUGUCGAACCCUUCAUACGGCGACUUGAACUACCUGGUUUCGGCUGUCAUGUCUGGCGUCACCACCUGCUUGCGUUUCCCCGGUCAGCUUAACUCUGACCUCCGCAAGCUUGCCGUCAACAUGGUUCCCUUCCCUCGUCUCCACUUCUUCAUGGUUGGCUUUGCUCCGUUGACGAGCCGCGGCGCCCACUCUUUCCGUGCUGUCACCGUUCCCGAGUUGACCCAGCAGAUGUUCGACCCCAAGAACAUGAUGGCUGCUUCGGACUUCAGAAACGGUCGUUACCUGACCUGCUCUGCCAUCUUCCGUGGAAAGGUCUCCAUGAAGGAGGUCGAGGACCAGAUGCGCAACGUCCAGAACAAGAACUCGUCGUACUUUGUCGAGUGGAUCCCCAACAACAUCCAGACUGCUCUCUGCUCUAUCCCGCCGCGCGGCCUCAAGAUGUCGUCGACUUUCAUUGGAAACUCGACCGCCAUCCAGGAGCUGUUCAAGCGUGUCGGUGAGCAGUUCACUGCCAUGUUCAGGCGCAAGGCUUUCUUGCAUUGGUACACUGGUGAGGGUAUGGACGAGAUGGAGUUCACUGAGGCAGAGUCCAACAUGAACGAUCUUGUCUCCGAGUACCAGCAGUACCAGGAUGCUGGUGUUGACGAGGAGGAGGAGGAGUACGAGGAGGAGGCCCCUCUUGAGGGCGAGGAGUAG